Papaver somniferum (opium poppy) is the source of this 1184-nucleotide messenger RNA. RefSeq names its product PHD finger protein ALFIN-LIKE 4-like. Gene Ontology annotation, cellular component: nucleus. The record is from RefSeq and is a predicted model, not a curated record. The transcript has 5 exons. Gene Ontology annotation, molecular function: transcription coregulator activity; histone binding; transcription cis-regulatory region binding. Lineage: Eukaryota; Viridiplantae; Streptophyta; Magnoliopsida; Ranunculales; Papaveraceae. Bases 108 to 905 code for a protein of 265 amino acids. Gene Ontology annotation, biological process: regulation of DNA-templated transcription.
UUCUUCAGUUCUUCUUUUCUCUUCCCUCCUUAACCCCCCUCUCUGAAAAAUCUGUAAAAAUCAGAAUUUCUGUUGUUUGUUUAUAAUCUUUGAAGGGCUUUGAAAUCAUGGACGGAGGUGGUGGAGCUGUUGGCGGUGGUGCAGUAGGACAGUAUAAUCCAAGAACAGUGGAAGAAGUUUUUAGAGAUUUCAAAGGAAGAAGAAGUGGAAUGAUUAAAGCUCUUACUCAAGAUGUUAAAGAGUUUUACCGCCAAUGUGAUCCUGAGAAGGAAAACUUGUGCUUGUAUGGGUUUCCUAGUGAGCAGUGGGAGGUCAAUUUGCCUGCUGAAGAAGUCCCCCCUGAACUUCCAGAACCUGCACUGGGUAUUAACUUUGCUAGAGAUGGAAUGCAAGAAAAAGACUGGUUAGCUUUAGUUGCAGUCCACAGCGAUGCAUGGCUUCUAGCUGUUGCAUUUUAUUUUGGUGCUAGAUUUGGAUUUGAUAAAAAUGAAAGGAAACGUUUAUUUACUAUGAUGAAUGAUCUCCCAACCAUCUUUGAAGUUGUGACUGGAAAUGCAAAGAAACAUGUGAAGGAAAAGUCUUCAGUUUCAAAUCACAGCAGCAACAAACCCAAGUCGAACUCCAAAAUGCCGCGAGCAUCUGAGCCUCAGCUCACCAAGUAUGCCAAGCCAACACCACCCCCAAGGGAAGACGAUGAGGGUUUAGAGGACGACGAAGAGGAUGAACAUGGGGACGCUUUAUGUGGUGCAUGUGGUGAGAACUACGCUGCGGAUGAGUUUUGGAUCUGCUGUGACAUCUGCGAGAAAUGGUUCCAUGGAAAAUGUGUGAAGAUAACUCCAGCUAGGGCUGAACAUAUCAAGCAAUACAAAUGUCCAUCUUGCAGCAACAAGAGAUCACGCCCUUGAUAAUAACAGUGGUGCCUUUUCCUAUCUCUCACUAUUUGUAAUUCUUCGUAAAAUGGUGAAGUCUUGCUAAAAUACUAACUGUCUUUUAUCUCUUUCGCCUGCCCUUGUUUAGGCAUAGCAUGUGUUUGAGUUUCCUGGAUUUUGCAAAUUCUGUGUCUGUCUUGAACAUUUCUAUGUUUAGGUCUUAAAAAUUGUCCUUUAUUGGAUUCUUAAUUUUAGGGUCACAAUUAUAUUUUUCCCUUCAAUAGGAAAUUGAUUUUGACCUUUAUUUUUCUCGUA